UGCUACCGUUAGUCCAUUACCCUUGAUUGCUGCUACUGAAGGUGAAGGUGCUGCAGAAUGCGUGCAUUACUGUCGGUUUGUGUUUUGUUUUGCGUGCUGUCCGUGGAGUUAGCCUAUGCCGGCGCACUCUCCAGCAGAGAUUUUGACAAUCACGAGUGGCACAUAGCGGCGGACGAGAAUGGCAACAUGCGCCUGGUGUCCUACGCCGUACCCUACCAGCUGGACGGUGAAAAACCGAAGCGAGAUUUUGUCCCAGAGCGGGACACGCGCUUUCUGCUGUACACUGCCUCCAAUCCGGAGGUGCCGCAUGUACUCCGGAACGGUGACAUUGCCUCGAUCCAGAGCUCUCCCUUCAACCCCAACAACCCAACGCGCAUGAUCAUUCACGGGUGGCUCGGUACGCAGGAUUCCGAGAUCAAUCGGCUGACCCGAUCGGCCCUCUUCUUCGGCGGUAACUACAACGUGAUCUACGUCGACUGGAGCGUUGGUUCGUUGGAUGAGUUCUAUCCGAACUCGCGUCAGCUCGUGUACGCGGUCGCUGCGGCCGCCUCCAACAUGCUGGACUAUCUCGCCCGAUAUGGUCAGCUAAACAAGCGUGACGUAGUGGUUGUGGGACACAGUCUGGGUGCUCACGUUGCUGGUAACGUAGGAAAGUGGCAAUCGGGUGCUAUCCCUACUAUUGUCGGGCUGGACCCGGCCUUGCCAUUCUUUGCCGGCGAUGCUCCCGACAGGAUUAUGGCAUCGGAUGCGGAUUACGUCGAGAUCAUCCACACGAACGGUGGUGUGUUGGGCUUUAUGGAACCGAUCGGUGACGCUGACUUCUAUCCCAACUAUGGACGCGUUCAGCCGGGCUGUGGGGCCGAUGUGGGAGGUGGUUGUGCCCAUGCGCGGGCAGUUCACUUCUACGUGGAGUCGAUUCUUUCGAGGCAUGGAUUCGUUGGACAGCAGUGUCAAUCGUUCCAGAACAUACGGGAUGGUACGUGUGCACAGACGGGCGUUUCAUCUCGCAUGGGCGGUGAGCCACCGAAUGCCGAGGGUGCCCCGGAAGGUAUCUUCUUCCUGCAGACGGCCAACAGUUUCCCCUUUGCCGUCGGGUGUUAGUGAUAUUGACGAUCCGUCUAAAUAAGUUUACAGAGAGACACGGGCGGCUUUUACAGCAAUAGAGCACAGUUUUUGUUUACUAGUUCGUAAGAAGAUUAAUGUAAAUUUCCGCACAUAAAGCGAAAUCGUAACCUAGUAUUA
This is a messenger RNA of Anopheles gambiae (African malaria mosquito), 1242 nucleotides long. RefSeq names its product pancreatic lipase-related protein 2-like. The record is from RefSeq and is a predicted model, not a curated record. NCBI's taxonomy places the organism in Eukaryota, Metazoa, Arthropoda, Insecta, Diptera, Culicidae. Gene Ontology annotation, molecular function: lipase activity. The transcript is spliced from 2 exons. The coding region runs from base 58 to 1101 and encodes 347 amino acids. Gene Ontology annotation, biological process: lipid metabolic process.